CACAGAAGUCAGCAGCAGCGGUUUUCACAGCAAAACACGUCGGAAACAAUGUCCUCUCCCGCGGCGAAGAAGGCGAAGAAGACCUUUGUGGGGGAGAAGGUUGUCCUUGCUUAUUCGGGAGGACUGGACACGUCUGUCAUCCUCAAGUGGCUCUCCGGCCAGGGCUUCGAGGUCAUCUGCUACUGCGCCAAUGUCGGGCAGCAGGGAGAGGACUACGACGCCAUCACCAAGAAGGCCAAGGACUGCGGGGCGUCCAAGGUGUACAUCGAGGACCUCUGCGAGGAGUUCGUGACAGACUUCGUGUUCGAGGCCGUCAAGGCCAACGCCCAGUACGAGGGCCGCUACCUCCUGGGAACGAGCCUGGCGCGACCGGUGAUCGCCAAGCGCCAGGUGGAGAUCGCGCAGAAGGAGGGGGCCAAGUACGUGUCUCACGGGGCCACCGGCAAGGGUAACGAUCAGGUUCGCUUCGAGAUGUGCGCGCAGGCGCUCGACUCUAAGAUCACAACCAUCGCUCCGUGGAGGGAUGCCGAGUUCCUCGAGAAAUUCAAGGGCCGCGGGGACCUCCUGGCCUACGCCACGGAGCAGGGCAUCCCGGUUUCGUCUACCCCCAAGGCGUCGUACUCUAUCGACGAGAACUUGUACCACACUUCGUACGAGAGCGGCAUCCUGGAGGACCCCAUGACCGCCCCCCCGCCGGAGAUGUUCAAGAUGACUGUCGACCCCCUCAAGGCACCGGACAAGGUCGAAUCUCUCAGGAUCGAGUUCGCGAAGGGAAUCCCCGUCAAGGUGACGAACAAGACCGACGGCACCGUAAAGGAGAAGCCGUUGGAGCUGUUCUGCUACCUGAACGAGGUUGCGGGCCGAAACGGCAUCGGCCGCAUCGACAUCGUAGAAAACCGGUUUGUGGGGAUCAAGUCUCGAGGGAUCUACGAGACUCCCGCGGGGACUCUUCUCCGAGAAGUCCACCUUGACCUGGAGGGGCUUUGCCUUGACAAGGAGGUUGUUCGCAUCCGCGACCAGCUGAGCGAAGAGUUUGCUCGCCUUUGCUACAACGGCUUCUGGUACGCCCCUGAGAUGGAGCUCGUCAAGCACGCCAUCGACUUCAGCCAAAGGGACGUGGAGGGAGCGGUGGAGGUUGCGCUGUACAAGGGCAACAUGACCGUCACCGGCCGCGAGAGCGCCAAGAGCCUCUACAGCGCGGACCUUGCGUCCAUGGAGAUCGAGAACGGCGGCUCCAUCGAUUACGAACCCGCGGACGCACAGGGCUUCAUCCGCAUCAACUCCACCCGCCUGAAGGCGUACCACUCCCUCCGCGGCUGCCCCGCUUCUCUCAAGACGGACUUCUAAUUCGCUUGGGAAGCAAAGGCCGCGCACGCAAGCGCCACACGCACCCAGACACGUAGCGCCGUUGGAGAAUGCACUUUCCACGGGAAAUAGAGCAGUGUGAUGGCACUCAUCUUGAAAUAGUUGCGGGCCGCAGGAUCGCAGUGCGCGGCUAGCCGUAUGUAUGUGUGUUGCCUUUUCGUCAAUUCUACUACUACGCACACUUGUGGUUGUGUUUGCAUGCUUUGCACACUUGAAAGCCACCAUACUUUCGUCUGCGUAUUCGGUAUGGGGGGUUCGGCGUGCAAUGUCGAUGGACGAGUUUGUAACCGCGUGCAAGAACGGCACGGUUUUCGGAAAGUACAGCGUUCUUCUCUU
This is a messenger RNA of Ectocarpus siliculosus, 1701 nucleotides long. The record is from the annotation of a GenBank genome assembly. Lineage: Eukaryota; Phaeophyceae; Ectocarpales; Ectocarpaceae.